AUGGAUGAGGAGACCUACUGGCUCGUGAACUUUUGUAGAUCCGUACGCGCGCUGGAGGUCAUCGGUAACAUGUUCAGCAACAUGAACAUGCUCGAGGUCAGGCAUUCCCUGUCACAGCUCGAGCAGGUGCACCAGCUGACGUUGAGCAGCAUCGACUCGACAACGUGGAUCUCGGAUGACUUUUUGAAUGCGCUGGCCAUCACGUUUCCGGGUGUUACGACACUGGAACUGCUGGACGUCGAGUCGUGUGCCACGCACAUAUUUUUGCAUUCACUCUACCUCUUCCUGAAACUCUCUAGUGUCCAUAUCUUCAACUGGGACAGAUAUGGGGAGCCUGUGUUGGUCCAGCCUAAUGAGGAGCUGAUUCCUGAUGUCAGCUUGCUGCAAAAUAGCGUGAUCACGAUCGAUACAUUGGAGCUGAGGGCGUCGAGUUACAUGCUUCUGUUCAUGAAGCAGCUCUCCCAUGCUCAAUUCUGGCUUAACGUGCGAAGGCUGUCCAUGUUGUGGACCGAUGACAGGUACCAGCACAUGUUUUCGCUUCUCCGCAGUUUCUUCAAAGCAAUCAUGGGGCCGUCACUGGAAUAUCUUCGCAUUGCUGUCCCCGGCCUUGAUUUCACUCAAACCGAUGAUCUCGUGGUUGAGCUCAACGCACUCCCACUUGCCAAUCUCCGCAUGUUCGUACUAGAUGAGGUAUACCUAAACCCACUGAACGUCGCAAGCUGGAACAGUUUCCUCGUCCUCAACGUGCUGGAGCUGCUCAAGAAGAACUGUCCUGUCUUGGAGCACUUCAAGCUGCAUCUCGUGCUGAAUAAGAUAGGUCCAGCUUCCAGGAGCUUCUACACGCUGGCUGGGCUUUUCUCCAUCAGUUCGUUCUCGCCUGAGAACGGGCCUGAGUUCAUAGGGCUGACCUCCCUUGACGGGCUCUACUGGUUCCUGAUCAAUCUCACGCUCCGUGACUUGAUUCAGCGAUGCUCGAAGCUCGACAUCACGCUUGCGCUGCGCACAGAUAUGAUUGACGUGUUUUAUGGGGACAUGGCUGCCGAUGCCGUGCUGGCGAUUGAGCAUGCGAUCACGAGCCACUUGCGUUCUUCUUACCGUCAUAAGGCGCACUCUUCUUAUGCGCUGAAUCCGACCGAGCACAGUUUUGAGGUAUCGAUGGAUGUCAUGUUCCUGCGAAGCGCCGAGUGA
Molecule: messenger RNA, 1188 nt
Organism: Laetiporus sulphureus 93-53
Lineage: Eukaryota; Fungi; Basidiomycota; Agaricomycetes; Polyporales; Laetiporaceae
Exons: 2
Coding region: 1-1188 (395 amino acids)
Source: RefSeq, a predicted model, not a curated record